ACGAGCGGGUGACGCGAGCUGCAGGCCCCGCCCUUUCCGGGAUCGGAGAAUAAAUUCUAAACACAGCUUCAGUAAGCCAACGAGAUCAAAGAACGAGCACUAUGGCCAUGACCUUGGGUUACUGGGAUAUCCGCGGACUGGCUCACUCCAUCCGCCUGCUCCUGGAGUACACAGACUCAAACUAUGAGGAGAAGAAGUACACGAUGGGGGACGCUCCUGACUAUGACAGAAGCCAGUGGCUGAAUGAAAAAUUCAUGCUGGGCCUGGACUUCCCCAAUCUGCCUUACUUAAUUGACGGGGCUCACAAGAUCACCCAGAGCAACGCCAUCCUGCGCUACAUUGCUCGCAAGCACAACCUUUGUGGGGAAACAGAAGAGGAAAAAAUUCGCAUGGACAUUUUGGAGAACCAGGUUAUGGACACCCGCCUGCACCAGGCCAGGGUCUGUUACAGCCCUGACUUUGAGAAACUGAAGCUUGAAUACUUGAAAGAGAUCCCUGAAAAAAUGAAGCUCUACUCACAGUUUCUGGGGAAGAGGCCUUGGUUUGCAGGGAACAAGCUCACCUAUGUGGAUUUCCUGGCUUACGACAUCCUUGAAAUGCACCGUAUAUUUGAGCCUAGGUGCCUGGAUGCUUUCCCAAACCUGAAAGACUUCAUAGCCCGCAUUGAGGGCCUGAAGAAGAUCUCUGCUUAUAUGAAGUCCAGCCGCUUCCUCCACGCCCCAGUGUACUCAAAACUUGCCCUGUGGGGCAAUAAGUAGGGCCAGGAAAUCUAACUGAGAUGGCAUGGAGGAGCCCGUGGUGACCUGCUCUGCUCGAAACCUGAGACAGGACCUCUGUGCACCCCAGGAGCUUCUGUCUCCAUUAUUCUUUUCUUUCCCUUUAUCCCCACUUAGUCCUUAUUUGACUCCUUUCCCUCCUCCAGCUCCAUCCACCCAGACCCUUAGACCUCUACAACUCCCUCUAUUCUCAGCAAAGUCCUCCCCUGACCUUAUCCAUCUUGUGCUGACACCUACCAGACCUUCCUCCCUUCAGGGACUGCCUCUGCUUUGAGGAGCCUGACGGGACCUUGGUCUGUAGAGCUCAGCACUGAGCCCCCAGCACAGCCCUGAAGCCCAGUAUAGGCCUGGUGUACAGGUCCUAUCCCACCAGAGUGCUCCCUUCCCAGCCUCCUGAUCCCAAAUAAAGGCUUAUCACCGCUGC
Messenger RNA from Manis pentadactyla (Chinese pangolin), 1200 nucleotides. Its product is annotated as glutathione S-transferase Mu 1. The record is from RefSeq and is a predicted model, not a curated record. Gene Ontology annotation, biological process: glutathione metabolic process. Gene Ontology annotation, molecular function: glutathione transferase activity. Bases 102 to 758 code for a protein of 218 amino acids. The transcript is spliced from 8 exons. Lineage: Eukaryota; Metazoa; Chordata; Mammalia; Pholidota; Manidae.